Sardina pilchardus (European sardine) is the source of this 3556-nucleotide messenger RNA. RefSeq names its product adrenoceptor beta 3a (gene adrb3a). Gene Ontology annotation, molecular function: beta3-adrenergic receptor activity; epinephrine binding. Gene Ontology annotation, cellular component: plasma membrane. Lineage: Eukaryota; Metazoa; Chordata; Actinopteri; Clupeiformes; Clupeidae. The transcript is spliced from 3 exons. The record is from RefSeq and is a predicted model, not a curated record. Gene Ontology annotation, biological process: adenylate cyclase-activating adrenergic receptor signaling pathway; norepinephrine-epinephrine-mediated vasodilation involved in regulation of systemic arterial blood pressure. The coding region runs from base 572 to 1987 and encodes 471 amino acids.
UGUGUGUGUGUGUGAGAGAGAGAGGAACGCAGCGAGAGAGAGAGAGAGGGAGAGAGAUAGAGAGAGAGAGGGAGGGAGUGAGAGAGGGAGGGAGACAGUUAGAGAAGAAGGCUGCACUGGCUCUAAACCCUCCCAGGUUCUCUCCUCCGUCACCGCUUCAAGCUCUCUGUCACAGGCAGUGGCAGCAGCCACGCGUGGAUUACAGAGCCCAGCGCAUUUCACUCAACUUUUCACGUUGGGGCUGCAAUGGCAGGAUAGACUCCUAGAUUUCUAUGCCUUUCACUGAGAUGCAAGGACAACUGGAGACAUUUGACUGGACUUCACAAAUGCUGGCUGAGCCUCCAAAAAAGGAUAUUUGCAAUGUUUUUCUACCAUCUGGGUGGACAUUUUAAGUUCAAGAUAUGAUAUGGAAAACAUGUUGCUUUUGAAAACAGAUGAAGAACUCUUUUCUUGGUCUUUCUUGACCCUCGGAUCAUUGAUGGAAAGGGUUUUGUAAACACGUCAGUUGUGAAAGGCUACUCUUACACCGCGUAUUAUUUGAAUCGAGCCGGCGGCGUCCCCUCCGAACAAUAUGAACGGAACCAACGGCACGAGCCCCUAUCAGGAGGCGUCUGGCCCCUGGCUGCUGGUGCUCAUGGUGUUCAUCAUCAUGAUCAUCGUGGUGGGCAACCUGCUGGUGAUCAUCGCCAUCGCGCGCACCUCGCACCUCCAGACCAUGACCAACAUCUUCAUCAUGUCGCUGGCGUGCGCCGACCUGAUCAUGGGCGUGCUGGUGGUGCCGCUGGGGGCCACCAUCGUGGUGACGGGCGAGUGGCAGCUCAACAGCAACACGGCCUGCGAGCUCUGGACCUCGGUGGACGUGCUGUGCGUGACGGCCAGCAUCGAGACGCUGUGCGUGAUCGCCGUGGACCGCUACAUCGCCAUCACGCACCCGCUGCGCCACAAGGUGCUGCUCAACAAGUGGCGGGCGCGGCUCAUCGUGUGCCUGGUGUGGGUGCUGUCGGCGCUCAUCUCCUUCGUGCCCAUCAUGAACCAGUACUGGCGCGCCGUGGGCGACGAGGAGGCCAAGCAGUGCUACGACGACCCCACCUGCUGCGACUUCGUCACCAACAUGCCCUACGCCAUCAGCUCGUCCGUGGUGUCCUUCUACAUCCCGCUGCUCAUCAUGAUCUUCGUCUACGCCCGCGUCUUCAUCAUCGCCACGCGCCAGGUGCAGCUCAUCGACAGGAGCCGCCAGCGCUUCCAGAACGAGUGGAUGAGCACGCAGCAGCAGCCCAGUCUCCACGGAAACAACAACUUACCGGGAGGAGGAGGGUGCGGCGGAGGGAGCGGUGGUGGCGGAGGGAACGGUGGCGGUGGCGGCGGCGGUGGUGGACACAGCGGCUCGAACCCCAAGCGGAAAGGCUCGCGGCGGCGGCCGUCGCGGCUGACCGUGGUCAAGGAGCACAAGGCCCUGAAGACGCUGGGCAUCAUCAUGGGCACGUUCACCCUCUGCUGGCUGCCCUUCUUCGUGGCCAACAUCAUCAACAACGUGUUCGACCGGAACGUGCCCACCAAGUGGGUCUUCCGCCUGCUCAACUGGCUGGGCUACAUCAACUCGGGGCUCAACCCCAUCAUCUACUGCCGGAGCCCCGAGUUCCGCACCGCCUUCAAGAACCUCCUGGGCUGCCCGUGGCUGCGCACGCCCAGCAUGAACUCCCUGUACAAGGAGCUGAGGACGCGCUGCCCGUGCUUCCUGGGCUCGGCCGAGGCCGGCAUGGCCGGAUCCUUCCAGAAGGCGCCCUCGGUGGCGGCGGCGGUGGCGGCGGCGGUGCCGGGGCUGGAGUGCCCGGGCGUCGAGGGCAACGAGAGCCUUCACAGCAGCCAGAGCAGCUACCGGAGCGAGGAGCUAUCGCCGGGACAACCGCACUCCAACGGCAGCACGCACUUCAGCGAAUUCUCCGAGCCGGAAACCGAAUUUUUCACUCUACAGGAGAAAGACGGAUGAGAGACACCGGUGACACCCACCCUCUGACAAGCGAAAGCUCUGACGUCUUCAGAGGAUGUCAGGACAGCACACAGCACCAGAGAGGGCCGAUGGCGUCGGGCCAGAGGCCGAUCCUAAAGGUGCCUCAGAAAGACACAAUACACCAGUCCAGACCGGACAACAUAUACUACCAAAACUUGUGUUACCUGAGCAAUCAGGAGGCAAAAAACAACAACAACAACAACAACAAGAGGCCAGACGCUACCUCGUGGGCCAUCACAGUCAGGGGAGCAAGUUCCACAGGUAACCCGGAUCGGUCCAGUUGAAAUGGAGUUGUGGUCUCUAGUGUUUGGAGCUCGUAUGGACGUCAGGCAUAGAUGAACAUUCUGCACCAGGCAGCGACAGAGUGAACUGACCGGUCAAGACAUCCUUGGAAUAUCUGGGCCACUGAAGUCAUCCCCAUCCCUCGUCAAGAGCCCAUCACUCCAUCCCCCAAACACAACUGUAUGUUAAGAUGCAUUCUUCCAAAACACAUAAAUGGAUGCCUGCAUCCCAUAAGAAAUUCACAACAACAAUUCAAUGUGGAUAUUUAAAUACAUUUAAACACCUCUGGUACAGUGUACAUGUAUAUGGAAAAAAAUGGUAGAAGUUCAAAUUAGGUUUUUGUAUUUUCUGUUGUUGUUGUGUUAAGUUAUUUUGUUUUAUUUAUUAUAUCCUUUCCCAAUCUGUGGAUGUUUUUUUUUUCUUUUGUUUUUUUUUCUUUUUUAAAGAAUGCUGCAGGAGUUUUUUUUCUGUGCCGUCAGUCCAGCUUGUAGCACACUUAACUUUUUCCAAAGUAUAAGCUAAAUCCUGUAGCACUGCUUUCUGUAUAAAAUGCCCAAGUCCCAUAUGAUCUCAUAGGAAGUAUGAGGCACAUGCUGUAGAGAACUGGGAGAGAACUGUCUGACAUUGGCCAACAUCUUCAUAAGACUGACACGCUUCAAAGUAACCUUUCCAUUUAUUGACAUCUUGAAUGUCUUAAAAAAAAUAUAUAUAUAUAUAAAUAUAUAUAUACAUAAUGUGAAUUACGAUCUGAAUAAUAUUAAGUACAAUGUAAAGGCAGUUUAUGCCUGUCCCGGACACCGCCAACACAUUUCCAAAUGCUUCACUGCAGUCAUAAUAUCUGUACACAUUUAAAGUACUUAGAACAUGUCCAAAAACUUUUUGAUUUACAGUACUUAAUGUACAUGUGAAAAUAUUCCUGAUAUUCUUUGGACUGAUUCUUUCAAGAAUAGAUCAGGAGCUGAACAACAAUAUUCCAGAUUGAUGUUUCAGGGUGUGCAGCGAUCAGAUCUUCUGCUUCCUCUACUUCUAUUCUAUUCUUAUCUUUUGAGAUGAUCCAUUUAUGUUGCUGCUACAAAUACGUUUCUUUGUCCUUUUUACAACCUGCUCAAAGCUUGUGAGCAUAAUAUCUUGUAACAUCAUCCUUCGUUCCUUACCAUUCUUCAGCAUACCCUCCCUGAUCUGUAUAUAAUGAUGUAGAGAAUGUCACGCACAAUUUUUGUUUUGUUUUGUUCUGUUUUUUUAAUUAAAAAAUGUCUUCAUGGUGAA